GUUGAAGUAAUUAAUAUUGGCGAACUUAGGAAGGAUAAAUGUUUUGUGAAACUAACAAAGAAAUUACAAAAAGAUAUGGAUGAAUUGAAGAAACGUCAUCAAAAACAACGAGAAUCUAUUCAAAAACAGCAGCAAACCAAUGUUGAUAAGCUGAUCUGUGAUAGUAAUAAACAGUCCAAGAAGCGUACAUCUAACUCAUUGACUGUCGAGCAACACAUGGCCUUAUCUACUCGAAAGUCAGAUCCAUCCACUUUUAUGGCAAAUAGUUACCGAAUGCGUUCAUUAGUGUCAACUCAAACAGAUGAAUGGUCAGCAAUGAUGAAACGUCAUGAAAAUGAAUGUCAUGAAUUGCGGAGGACUCAUAUUAAGGAGGAAUUUGAUCUUCUAAAUAAAUUGCUUCUUGAUGCGCAAAAACAGCAAAUGAAUGCGCUAAAAAUGAGGCUAGAAACCGAAAAUAAGGAAUUAAAGCAAACUCAAACAAAAAAAAGUAUGGAAGGUGUUCGAGCAAUACAUCAGGAUAAGAAUAUAAAAACAAAGGCAGAGAAGGAUCGGCGAGUUAAAGAGAUGAAUGAGAAAAAUUUGAAAAUGUUUUUCGAAGAACGAAAAAGGCUUGCUAUAAAGUAUGCAUUUCUUGUUUUCUUAGAAAUGAAAGGAGAUAUUUCGAUUUGA
Molecule: messenger RNA, 669 nt
Organism: Dracunculus medinensis (Guinea worm)
Lineage: Eukaryota; Metazoa; Nematoda; Chromadorea; Rhabditida; Dracunculidae
Source: the annotation of a GenBank genome assembly